Humulus lupulus (European hop) is the source of this 3280-nucleotide messenger RNA. RefSeq names its product pentatricopeptide repeat-containing protein At1g74850, chloroplastic. The transcript is spliced from 5 exons. Bases 231 to 2891 code for a protein of 886 amino acids. The record is from RefSeq and is a predicted model, not a curated record. Gene Ontology annotation, molecular function: protein binding. NCBI's taxonomy places the organism in Eukaryota, Viridiplantae, Streptophyta, Magnoliopsida, Rosales, Cannabaceae.
UCCACAACCAACGCUACGUGUCUUUGUUCAAGCUGCUCUAAAAAGCUCGCUCAAUUCUCUUUUUUCUCGCCUGUUUUCACUCGUAAUUUUCUGAGAAAAUCAGCUAGAAAAUUUUGCGCUCGGAACAGCGCAACGGAGAAAGUUCGAAUCUGUAAAAUAGUUUUUGUUGCGUUCGAUUUCAAAUUCCAAUAAAAGGAGGGAAAAUAGAAAUAAGAUGACAUAUAUUCAAGAUGCAUAAACUCUUCCAAAUAGCGGAGAUGACCCUCGCACCUUCAGUAUCCAUUCCCAGCGCUUCACCUCUCCCCACCACAGUCGCCAAGCUAAACGGUAAGUCUCAUCACCAGGUAUCGUUUCUCACUAAGUCGCUCGAUUUGUUUGAACACAAGAGAUUCUUUUCUGGUCAUCGGAGUUUUCUCUCUUCCGGUGACCGGAGGUUAUUUCCGGCAAGGGCGAAGCCGAAAGAAGUCGUUCUUGGCAACCCGACUGUGACGGUAGAGAAGGGAAAGUACAGCUAUGACGUCGAAACCCUAAUCAACAAGCUCAGUAGCCUUCCUCCUCGAGGUAGCAUAGCUAGGUGUCUUGACAUGUUCAAGAACAAGCUUUCGCUUAACGACUUUGCUUUGGUCUUCAAGGAGUUUGCAGCGCGCGGUGACUGGCAGAGAUCGCUUAGGCUCUUCAAGUAUAUGCAGCGACAGAUAUGGUGUAAGCCAAACGAGCAUAUAUACACCAUCAUGAUCAGUUUGCUAGGUCGAGAAGGUUUGCUGGAUAAGGCAACUGAGGUGUUCGACGAAAUGCCAGGCCAGGGCGUGGUUCGUAGCGUCUUCUCCUACACGGCUUUGAUCAAUGCCUAUGGCCGAAAUGGACAAUAUGAAACCUCGCUUCAGCUUCUUGAGAGAAUGAAAAACGAUAAGGUGUCGCCUAAUAUAUUGACUUAUAAUACUGUUAUUAAUGCUUGUGCUAGGGGAGGUUUGGAUUGGGAAGGAUUAUUAGGGCUAUUUGCAGAGAUGAGGCAUGAAGGAAUACAGCCUGACCUUGUUACUUAUAACACUUUACUUAAUGCCUGUGCUAGUAGAGGUUUAGGUGAUGAGGCUGAGAUGGUGUUUAGGACUAUGAAUGAGGGUGGAAUAGUUCCUGACAUAACCACAUAUACUUGUCUUGUUGAGACUUUUCGGAAUUUAAACAAGCUUGAGAAGGUUUCUGAGCUGCUCAAGGAGAUGGAGUCUGAAGGGAAUUUGCCAGAUAUAACCUCAUAUAAUGUGUUAUUACAGGCCUAUUCGCAAUCCGAUUCCAUAAAGGAGGCAGUGGGUGUUUUUAGACAGAUGCAAGUGGCAGGCUGUAUGCCGAAUGCUAACACUUAUAGUAUUUUGUUGAAUUUGUAUGGAAAGCAAGGGAGGUAUGAGGAUGUUCGGGAACUUUUUCUUGAAAUGAAAGUUAGCAAUACAGAGCCAGAUGCAGCUACUUAUAACAUUCUCAUUCAGGUGUUUGGUGAAGGUGGGUACCUUAAGGAGGUGGUGACUUUGUUUCAUGAUAUGGUGGAAGAGAAUGUCGAACCAAAUAUGGAGACGUAUGAGGGAUUAAUAACUGCUUGUGGAAAAGGGGGGCUUCAUGAGGACGCCAAAAUAAUUUUAAAUCACAUGAAUGAGAAAGGAAUAGUGCCUAGUACCAAAGCUUAUACAGGGAUCAUUGAAGCAUAUGGGCAAGCUGCAUUGUAUGAAGAAUCUAUUGUUGCAUUCAACACAAUGAAUGAAUUGGGAAGUAAGCCAUCAGUUGAAACUUACAACACACUAGUUCAUGCUUUUGCACGAGGCGGCCUGUACAAGGAGUCUGAAGCAAUUUUUAUGAGAAUGGGUGAAUCUGGAGUUGCAAGGAAUGUCGAUACAUUCAAUGGCCUUAUUGAAUCUUUUAGGCAAGGGGGUCAGUUUGAAGAAGCAGUAAAGGCAUAUGUUGAGAUGGGAAAGACAAGAUGCGAGCCUGAUGAACGGACUCUCGAGGCACUUUUAAGUGUUUACUGCUUUGCAGGUCUUGUUGAUGAGAGUGUGGAGCACUUUGAAGAGAUAAAAGCUUCAGGAAUAUUUCCCAGUGUCAUGUGCUAUUGCAUGAUGCUUGCUGUAUACGCGAAAUGUGACAGGUGGGAUGAUGCAUUUAAGUUACUGGAUGAGAUGCUCAAGAAUAGAGAAUCAAAUAUUCAUCAAGUGAUCGGACAAAUGAUUAAGGGAGAUUAUGAUGAUGGUUCUAACUGGCAGAUGGUAGAGUAUGUCUUUGACAAACUCAACUCAGAAGGAUGUGGGCUUGGAAUAAGGUUCUAUAAUACACUUCUAGAAGCUCUUUGGUGGAUGGGUCAGAAAGAACGAGCUGCACGAGUGCUCAAUGAAGCAACAAAAAGGGGACUGUUUCCUGAACUUUUCCGUAAAAACAAACUUGUAUGGUCUAUUGAUGUGCACAGGUUGUGGGAAGGCAGUGCCUGUGCAGCACUUUCAGUUUGGCUAAAUGAUAUUAAUGAAAUGUUCCUGAAUGGGAAGGAUCUUCCUCAUGUCGCAACUGUUGUUGUAGUACGGGGGAAGAUGGAGGAAAGCCCAAGUGCACAAGAAUCGCCGAUUGCAAAGGCUGCCUAUACCUUUUUGCAGGAAAAUAUGUUCUCGUCCUUCGGUUUUCCAGGAUGGAACAAGGGUAGAAUUGUCUGCCAGCGGCCUCAGCUUAAACAAACACUCUCAAGCAUAGAAUUAUCAUCAAACGGGUCCAAGAACCAUAAACUAAUCACUUUGAGUAAUGCUUUCCCUCUUCCUGGAACAAGAACAUCUACCAGAAGUAAUGUUAAGAGGCAUCAGCAUGAUAAUGCCAAUUCUGAUGCAGCAAUAGGUACAAGAGCAGAGCUUUUGACAAUCACAGUUUAACAAAAAAACAGUGGGGCUCGAAAUGCUCUGCCUCUUCCCAUUUUUGACCUCGACUGCAAUGCCUGAGGACCAUUUCAACAUUGUAUUUCCUGAAUUCUCCACUUGGUGGUGAUGGUGAAGAAUGAAACCAGGGUCAAAAUCAUUCGAACAGUGAGAUAUCGAGCUUCUAAUGAUGCCUGGAAAAAAAGUUCACUGGGCCUCAGACUAGCUAGCAAGCACAGAUCAACAACUAACCGUUCUGACCCCAGAACCCAGUUGGGAGUCCUUUGAUGAAACGGUUUGUAAUUUUGUAGCUUUCAAUCAUUCUUUUUUCACAUUGUAAAUGAUACUUCCGAACUUUUUCCUGUUGAUCUUUUUCUAGAAGCUAAUGUGGGUCAGUUUUUAAGCUA